Branchiostoma belcheri (Belcher's lancelet) is the source of this 1030-nucleotide messenger RNA. RefSeq names its product homeobox protein Hox-C11a-like. Gene Ontology annotation, molecular function: RNA polymerase II cis-regulatory region sequence-specific DNA binding; DNA-binding transcription factor activity, RNA polymerase II-specific. The record is from RefSeq and is a predicted model, not a curated record. The coding region runs from base 1 to 843 and encodes 280 amino acids. The transcript is spliced from 2 exons. Gene Ontology annotation, biological process: regulation of transcription by RNA polymerase II. NCBI's taxonomy places the organism in Eukaryota, Metazoa, Chordata, Leptocardii, Amphioxiformes, Branchiostomatidae. Gene Ontology annotation, cellular component: nucleus.
AUGAGCGGGAUCGCCGGGGCGGAGACCGACCUGCUGCCGAGGAGCUGGGGUGGUCUGAACGGCGGGUGCAAGCCUCUACCCGGGCAGGGCACGCCACACUCCAACACCUACACCGUGCAGUCGAGCGCUCUUUCGCGGGACUCUGUUUACGCGCGGGACCUUCCCGUGCCGCUACUCAUGAUGCCAGCUCGUAAGGAUGUAUCCCACGGGGCGACCAACAUGGGGUGGAACGCCUCCUCUCACCAUUUGCACAUGGCGCAAGAGUGCCCAGCUCCUAUCGCUGAGUACUACACGCCGGGAGAACAGACCUAUCAACCCGUCGGCUUCGCCCUACCGCAGUCCAGAGGAUGCGACCCCUUCCCCAAUGGCCAUGAAUACUGUCCUCCCGGCUACGCCGUGGACGCUCAGUACGGCUGCCGCUACUACGACCAACGCAGCCCCGUCAACCAAUCCAUGUACGGAGCCCAACAGUUACACCCGACCACCAACUCUUCCCCUCCCAAAGCCGCCACAGUCUACACGCAAGCCCUUACUGCAUUCCCAGGCACCAAUCCUGUAACCGGUGGUACGAAGGGCUUCUCGGCGACAGGCACCGGGACGACAACCCAGCGUCCUCGGACCAGAAAGAAGCGACGCCCGUACAGCAAACCCCAGCUGGCCCUGCUAGAAGACGAGUACGCCUCGCAGAAGUUCCUGACGAAGGAGAAAAGGAAGGAGAUCUCGGAAAGCAGUAGUCUGUCAGAAAGGCAGGUGAUGAUAUGGUUCCAGAACCGCCGGAUGAAGGAGAAGAAGUUAGCGCGUAGAGCCGCCGCGCAAAGACACGCACAACACUUGUACGCAUAAUUUAAUAACAACCCAUAAUUACACAACCUAGGUAUCUAUCCAAGUAUUUGGUGUACAUAAACGUGUUUUUUUGACAAAACUAUCAAUAACAUGACGGAGCAACUACUGUUUGUUUUUUUUCCUUCGAAAUGCGAUAGAGCAUUUCUAAAUGCUUCUCUUCUGAUCGACUUUUGUGUACGUGAAACUU